CGUUUCUACACCUCCCUGUUUUGAAGCCCACAGAUUUAGUCUCCUUUCCUGUCUAUUGUAAGGUUUCAGGUAUAAAUGCUCCGUCUCCCUGUCCGAUGCACCCUACGUAAUGAACGCCUUUCUGUGGCUAUAGGUUUUGUGUCUAUUAUGUCGGACAAACCAUUUCAGAGUCUUGCUGUUGUUUCCUCUGGCAGUGCCUCGGUCAAAGCCUUGGAUCAACCAUUGGAUGGGUCUACGGAAACCCGAGCGGAUGGUGGAGAAACCACCAUAGAUAAAAAAGCUCCUACUCAGCUAACUGGUGGUCCUAAGAGAUUGAGACUGCCCUUGGCCGUGCUUCAAGCAAAAGCCGAACAUCAGUUGAGUGGCUGGAAUGAUUCGCCCUGGGAAUACUACAAGCGUAUAUUCAACUGUGACCUUGCCGGCGACGUUUCUAUAGCUACCUUGCGUACCUAUCCGUCAGAGUUAAGGGCCAUACGGACACUUAAGAAGGAAGAUUCCGAAGAUAUAUUAGAGAAGUUCCGUACAAUUCGACAUGAGAAUAUCCUGCUCGUUCGAGAGUGCUUCACAUACGAAGAUUCUGUAUACAUGGUGUUUGACGAUCUGCCUGUGACUCUCGACCACGUGGUCGCUUGUGAUUAUUAUCCACAGGACACUCAAGUCUUAUCCGCGCUUGCACAGAUUCUCAGCGGUCUAUCCUUUCUCCAUGCCUGUGGGUAUGACCACCAGGCGGUCAUUUGCUCCAAUAUCCUACUGGGAAUGGACGGAACGAUUCAGAUCGCGGCAUUGGACCGCUGUGUGAAGGGUUCUCCAGACCAGUCCAGGUCAAUCGAUGCCGUCGCAUCAAUAACCACAUUGCUCAUGCAAAAAUACACCAAGUCCAACGGCGCCAAGGGAAUCGAUAAUGUAGACCGCUGGUCUGUGGACUCUCUGGCUUUCCAAUUUCUCCUAAAGACAGAUACAGCUCAAUCUAUCGAUGAAUUAAAAGAUUAUAUCUUCAAGAUCGCAAAAUUCUCAAAGGAUCAUUUAGCGGGAUUGGCUCGACUCGCACUGAUUUCUGCACGUACUUUCUAUUCUAUUAGUUCCCAGACAUGAGUAGCUGAAUUUAGGCUCCGUGAAUAUUUUCUGUCAUACCUUCCUAUUGUACGAACGAUCGCAGAUUCUAUCUAGAGCAUGUACUAUACCUCUGUUCAUCAUAAGUCCUGUCUUCGGUGAAAUAAUGUUUCCAUAUGAUAGCUACUGUAUCCUGUAUAAUGACUGUUGUCUUAGUAAGCGUUC
Monascus purpureus is the source of this 1275-nucleotide messenger RNA. The record is from the annotation of a GenBank genome assembly. Lineage: Eukaryota; Fungi; Ascomycota; Eurotiomycetes; Eurotiales; Aspergillaceae.